This is a messenger RNA of Erigeron canadensis, 540 nucleotides long. RefSeq names its product serine/threonine-protein phosphatase 7 long form homolog. The record is from RefSeq and is a predicted model, not a curated record. NCBI's taxonomy places the organism in Eukaryota, Viridiplantae, Streptophyta, Magnoliopsida, Asterales, Asteraceae. The coding region runs from base 1 to 540 and encodes 179 amino acids. The transcript has a single exon.
AUGGAAUAUCUGGAUUUUUUUCCUACAGAUGAAGUAGAUCGCAAUAACUUGCAAAAGUGUCUGAUCAAAUUCCACGCCUUAGUUGGGCACAUUGAUUUUACCCACUUCGACGAGAACGAUGAUGAGAUGUGCAUAUUUAUGGCUAGAAGGGUUAUUCUAGCUAUUAUUGGUGCGAAGAUUUUUCUUGAUCCUAACACCUAUGAUGUUAGUUUGAAUUUGGUGAAGAACCUAGGAGACCUGAGCAAAGAAGGUCGAAAGAGCUGGGGUUUAGAAGCUCUUGCGUGUUUGUACAGAAACCUAUCUAAGGGGAGUAUGCCUUCAAAAAAGGGCAUUGAUGGGCCGUUGUUGUUGCUCCAGUAUUGUGCGUGGGAAAGAAUGCCACGGAUUACACCGCGUGUCACGACACGCAAAGAGGACAGACCGUAUGCUUAUCGCUCCUUUUUAGCAAACAGGUGGAAUGGAGACCACUCAAAUAUUGAGACACCAGGACACGUUCUUACUGUGUACCUGUCUUUUUUCCAUGCGCUCACGAAUGAGUAG